GUGGUCGGACAGAAUGUUGUUACUGGAUUAUUACUGUCAAAAAGGGUUCCAUUACAAAAGGUUCAUUCCCCUGUUGUCCUUCAGGUGAACAUCAUGAGUUUCAUAGCAGAGCUGCUGGGAUGGUUCGAGGUGCAUAAACCUGACUUCGUCAAGCCAUUACUACCUCUAGACCUGACAGAUGCCUCGGGGUUGUUGGAUUGCACCAGUCCUGUCAGUGGGAACAGCAACAGUGGCUCUCCCUCCUAUAUCUUCAAACAGCCCUUUGUCCCCAUAUCCUCUCCUGCGUCAUCUGAAGGGAACAUGUGGACCAAGAAACAGAUCCGUCGUCCACUCUCGGCUGUAACCUUCAGUAUUCCAUUCGGUCUGGACAGUGACGUGGACGUUGUCAUGGGCAACCCCGUGCAUUCCGCCAGCACCAACAGCCUGACCGCUGGCGUGCCCGCCAUGAUGACUUCAUCGAGCAGGAUGUCAUCGGGGAUGACACGGGUCCCAUACAGCCCCCCCGAGGACCUCAGUCACCUGGUCAGCGCCUCCGUCCCUCAACGCUCCUCCUGGGGUCCGCACAUACACUCACACACAACGGCCCUAGGAGAGCUGCCGACAGUCGAGAUCAUCCACACUCCUGGAGGAGAAAGAGGGGGAGGAGGGAAAAGAGGAGAGAAAGGAGAUGGAGGAGGAGGAGGAGGAGGAGGAGGAGGAGGAAGGCCAGAGCCACGCUUGCGUCCAGAAGGAGCUCCUGCAGGUUUCUUCCUUCAUUCUCCUGAAUACGAUCUCACCCAGCUCAGCAGCUCCGCCCCCUGCCGCUCCGGAAUGCUCUACCGACCAAUAGGAGGGGAGGGGGGCGGAGGAGAGAAGCGGAGAGUGGGAGGCAGGGAGAAGGGGAGAUCGGAUGGCUCGCGGGACGAUGACUCAGUCCUCCGCGACGGAAGUGUGGACUCAUCGGAAGCUUCCGACGACCUUCCUAGAAACGCCCCCGGCAACGUCCGCCCUGGCCACGGUCGUCACGGCAACGGCAGCAUCAGCAACACCGGUGACAAUAGCGGCAGCCCACAGAUGACGAGCUUCGCCGAGCGGCGGGACAGAAGGAGACAGUCGGCCGCACCGGGAGAGGAGUCAACCAGCACCCCGACCACCCCCACCCUCCAUACCCCCAGCCCAGGAGGGAAGCACCCUGAGCCGGGUACAGAGGCCUGGGAGCUGGGGGCUCGCCUGGAGGAGAAACGCAGAGCCAUCGAGGCCCAGAAGAGACGCAUAGAGGCCAUAUUCACCAGACACAGACAGAGGCUGGGCAAGACUGCCUUCCUACAGCUGAAGAGAGGAGAGGGAGGAGAGGGAGGAGAGGGAGGAGAGGAGCCUAUAUCUCUGGAGGAGCGUCUCAGCCACAUGGAGGAGCAGCUGAAAGAGGAGGAGGAGAGAGAAGAGGAGAAAGGGAAGGCCGAUGAAGGGAACUCCCGCCCACAGGCGCGAUUGGAGAAGCAGGUGACGUUUUCCAUGGAUACGAGGAAGGGGGCUGAGACAGUGGCGGAUAAAUGGGAGGGGCCUGAGCCGGGGGGAGGGGCUGUUCUAGGGGAGUAUAAUGAGGUGGUCCUGAAGCUGAGUGAGGCUCUGAGGUCACUACAGAACGACAUGCAGAAACUGACCCAACAACAACAACAGCUAAUGGGCAAGAAGACCACACCCAAACCCACACCUAAAACUACACCCAAAACUACACCUAAAACUACACCCAAAACCACACCUAAAACUACACCUAAAAGUACACCCAGGACACCACCCAGGACCCCCACUAAGAGUCCGACUAGAACCCCGACCAAGAGCAUCAGUAAGGCGUGGGUGAUUCCUGCAGGCUCCAAACCCCCCACCUCCACUACCUCCCCCUCUCGCAGGGCCCUCCCCCAGCUCUCCUCCACCCCUCCCAAAACCCCCACCUCUACUACCUCCCCUCUCGCAGGGCCCUCCCCCAGCUCUCCUCCAUCUCGCAGGGCCCUCCCCCAGCUCUCCUCCAACCCUCCCAAAACCCCCAUCUCCUCCUCCUGCCCUGCCCCACGCACAAAGAUCCACUCCUCCUCCCCCCGUAGCCCUAAGCACCACCUGCGCCCCUCCCAACCCCACCCCCGCCCUUCUGAGUUGAAGUUCCCUCCUUCCACCCGUGUCCUCACCCCCCCGCAGCAUGUGGACUCCCUCCCCCACCUGCGACGUGUCUCCCCCAGCCAGUGCCAGGUCCAGACCUCCUCCUCUUUCCGUAUCGGGGGCCCCUGCACCCCCCAGAAACCCCCUGCCGCCACGCUGCCCCAGCCCGAGGAGAGUACCUCAGAGACGGGCUCCAGCGAGACGCAGUUCAGCCUGGAGCUGGAGGAGCAGGAAGGUUUAGGGGGAGGCCGGCCCGUGUUUCCCCAGCCCAGGAGAGGCCGUUCUGGGGGUGGCAGCAGCUCCGGAGCCCCCUCCGAGGGCUCCUUUGAGAGCGAGACCCUAACCUCCAACAGGAGAAACGUUGGAAUUCCACGGAACCCACGGGAGAACCGAGGGAAUCUACGGAACCCACGGGAGAACCGAGGGAACCAAUCAAAUAGAACAGACACAGAACACAGAACUCCGAGAACCCUCAGUGGAACCCACAGAGCAGACGGAACCGGAGGGCGAGAGGGAGGGGUUGGAUUCUUCUUCAAGGAGGAGAUGCGUUGUGAAGAUGAGAUGGCUCAGAGGAGAGCUGCUCUGUUGGGGAGACAGCAGAAAAGAGCAGAGGACCUGAAGAGGAGGAGACAGUGGAACGAACAGGAGAGAGAGAGCAG
Oncorhynchus masou masou (cherry salmon) is the source of this 2789-nucleotide messenger RNA. RefSeq names its product calmodulin-regulated spectrin-associated protein 3-like. NCBI's taxonomy places the organism in Eukaryota, Metazoa, Chordata, Actinopteri, Salmoniformes, Salmonidae. The annotation marks the transcript as partial. The record is from RefSeq and is a predicted model, not a curated record. Gene Ontology annotation, molecular function: microtubule minus-end binding; calmodulin binding; spectrin binding. Gene Ontology annotation, cellular component: microtubule minus-end. The transcript is spliced from 8 exons. Gene Ontology annotation, biological process: negative regulation of microtubule depolymerization; neuron projection development; cytoplasmic microtubule organization.